AUGGAGGAAGAAAGGAAGGUGCUAGGGAAACACACAGAACCCUCACAAGGAGGACAGAGAACAGCCCCCCAAUUUCCAGGCAGUGCCAGCCCGCCCCCUCAGCCUGUAGUCGGUUCCCCCCCGUGGUCCCCGCCAGAGCGGGACGGGAGGGACACAGAGCCCGCAGUGUGUGCACUGGAGGUCCCCUCGACCUCGGAAUCCAGGUGGCGGCAGCCUCGGGCUGCACCCUCUGUCUGUCUGGUGGUGGAAGCCCAGGCCCCCUCUCCCGGGUUUUGGGUGGAGAGAGAGCCGGCCCUGGCUCCCUCCUCCGCCCCCCUGCCAGUUCGGCCCCCGCGCUCCGCUACAAAGGGCCCAGGCUCCGACUCCCGCCUCUGCGAUCCGCUCAGUAACCCGAGCUCAGUCGUGCAGCGCCGCGCCGGGGGCGGGGCUGGGAAGGUGUUAACUGGCAGGCCCGGGGGGAAGGGCUUCUCCAAGGGUUUUUCUCUAACGCUCUUUCUCCAUGGGGGAAGCAGAGACUUGGGACCCGCAACCCAAGACCCAGCCGCAGUGUCCCCUCACGUCGCCCCAUUUUCUACCCCCUUCCCAUCUAAGGGGCCUGAGAGCCCGUGGGUCUCGCAACCCACUCCAGGGGAGAAUGGAGCGGGUCUUGGAGGGGUGCGGAGGAGGGGGUGCGCCUGCGCAGGGGUUGGAGGUGCCCUGCAGCUGCCUGCCGCCGCUGCUGCGCUGGGCGCCCUCCACGCCCGAGCCCCUGGUCCUAGAGUGCCCACCAGGGGGGCAGUGUGGAGCUCCACAGCUGUGUCCCUGCCGGUCGGGCUGUCGGACAGUUCGUGUCCCCCGGGCCACAGCGCCCCCCGCCCCCAGCCCCGUGCCAGCCACCCUAGAGAGGCCUCCCUCACCUGGCAGCCGCUGACGCUGCAAGAGGCCCGGGCAUUGCUGCAGCGCCGCCCGACCUCGAGGGCCCCGGACACAAGGGCCUUUUGCGCUCAGCCGCCAGCUGAGAGAGCCGGCCGCUGCUCCUGCCCCGGGCCCCUGGAAAGCACUUCGGGGAAACCCAAGGGACCGCGAGGCGUGUCGAUGGCGGCCGCUGUCCCGGGCCUGGGGUUGCCACUCUCGCGGGGCUCUAUGGCCACGUCCAUUCCUCCAAGCCUCAGGGGACCCAGGACUGGAUGGCGGGAGCUGAGAGACCCUGGUACCACGGCCCCUCUCCCAAGGUGGCUCCGUGACAGCGGGCGUGGGGGAGGGAGCCCCAGAGCCUUGUCCAGCUGUGCCCCGCUGUCAGGUUCUAUCCUCAGCUGUAGCCCUCCGGUUCCCCAGAUGUGCCCCCCUCAAAGCGCUGUCCCGCCCCUGACUUCUCAGUCCAGCUGGGGCCCCCAUCCCCUAGACCCCAAAGAGCAGAACGUUGGGGGGAAGUUUCCAGGUGUGUGCCCCUGGGUCAGCUCUUCCGCUAUAUGGAGCCCAGGAAGCGCCUGGCGGGGCUCCCUGGCGCCCCCACCUGUUCCCCCCCCACCUCCCAACACUUGUUGCAGCUGGGGUCGGGGCUGGGGCUUGGCCUGGACGGGACUGUGCUGUCGCUGCUGCCGCUGCUGCCAUGCCUCAACUGCCCGGCCCGGGCCCCGCGAGCGGCUGCUCCGAGUACUCUUCACCCCGGCUGUGUGCCGCCUGCGCUGCACUGGGAAUCGCUGCGUGCCCCACUGCGUGCGCGCCAACACCACGAGCGUGGAGAGCGGCGCCCCUGGCGGGGCAGCACCCGCGGGGCCAGGCUUCCGAGUCUUCUUGUGUCCACUCUUGUGCCACAACGGGGGUGUGUGUGUGAAGAAGGACCGUUGCCUUUGCCCCCCGGACUUCGCGGGCAAGUUCUGUCAGCUGCCUGCCUCCCGCACACGCCACGAGGCUCCAGCGCCGCCCCCACCUGGGGUCACCAAGUCGGUGUACACGCUGCCCCUGGCCAACCACCGGGAGGAAGAGGACGGCGUUGCGUCCCUGGUGAGCGUGCAUGUGGAACACCCACAGGAAGCUUCAGUGGUCAUCCACCAAGUGGAACGUGUGAGCGGCCCGGGGCCCAGCCUUUGGGCUCGGGCCUCGGGGGUGGCAUCGGACCGCGCUGCCUUGUACACGGUGCUGGCCCAGAGCAGCCCCGGGGUGAGGAUGAGGCGGGUGCGUUACACUGAUGCCUCGGGCUUCGGCUACUGCUUCCGCCAGCUCCGGGAAGGCGAGUGCGCAUCCCCUCUCCCAUGGCUUCGAACAGAGGUCUGCUGUCGAGGGGCUGUGGCCUGGGGAGUGCACGACUGUCAGCCGGCGGCGGAGGCCGGGCGAGGAUCCUCAGACGCAGCCUGCCCCUCCGGCUUUGAAAGAGUCAACGGCUCCUGCGCCGAUGUGGAUGAGUGCGCCGAGCCAGGGCGGUGCCAACACGGGGAGUGCGCGAACACUCGCGGCGGCUACACGUGCGUGUGCCCCGAUGGCUACCUGCUGGAUUCAUCCCGGAGCAGCUGCAUCUCCCAGCAUGUGAUCUCAGAGGCAAAGGGGCCCUGCUUUCGAGUACUCAGGGCUGGAGGUUGUUCACUGCCCCUCCUGCGCAAUAUCACCAAACAGAUCUGCUGCUGUAGUCGGGUGGGCAAGGCAUGGGGCCAUAGCUGCCAGCUGUGUCCACCUUUUGGCUCCAGAGGGUUUCAGGAGAUAUCCCCAGCUGGUCCUGGCUAUUCAUUUACUCUGCCUCUGACCUCAGAUAACAACACUCGCCCCUUGGGCCAGGAGCCACCCGAGUACCCCAUCAGUCAGCCCCGGGUACCUCCACCUGUCACCCAGGCACCCCAGUCUGGGCCCCCACAGCCCAGGACAGGGGGCGUGUGUCAGCGGAACCCCCAGAUCUGUGGCCCGGGGCGCUGUGUCCCCCGCCAGGGUGGCUACACUUGCGUUGGGACUCUGGCUUCUGGCUCAUGCACCCAUGGCACCCACUGCAUCGAUGUGGAUGAGUGUCGCCAGGUAACCCGGCCCUGUGCCCAUGGACGCUGUGAGAAUUCAGCAGGCAGCUACCGCUGUAUCUGUUCUCCUGGUUUCUAUGCCAACCCAAGGGCCACUGAAUGUCAGGAUGUGGAUGAAUGUGUCCAGCAUCCCUGCACCAAUGGGCGUUGUGAGAACACUCCUGGCAGCUACCUGUGUGUUUGUCCAGCUGGCUACAAGGCUUCUCCCCAUGGAGCUGGCUGCCAGGUCAGACAUCAACGAAUGUGCCCAGAGUCCCUGCGGCCCUGUGGCUGGGGCCACUGUGAAAAUCUGCAGGCUCUUAUCGCUGGUUCCUGCCCACCCGGCUUCCAAGGCCCUGACUGUGAAGACAUAGACGAGUGUGCCCGGGACCCCCCUCCCUGUGGGCCUGGCCGAUGUGACAACACGGCUGGAAGCUACCACUGUGCCUGCCCUGCUGGGUACCGCUCCCAUGGGCCUGGGGCACCAUGUGUUGACGUGGAUGAAUGCCAGCGAAGCCCCCCGCCCUGCAGUUAUGGGAGAUGUGAGAAUGUGGAUGGCUCCUACCUGUGUGUACCUGUCCCACCGGCUUUCCGGCUCAACGCUGCGGGACAGGCUUGUGAGUACAUUAAUGAAUGUGAAAAUCACGUGGCCUGUCCGGGGCAGGAAUGUGUCAACUCUCCUGGGUCCUUCCAGUGUCGGGCUUGUACCGCCGGCCACCGAUUGCUCCAGGGACGCUUGCGUUCCUCCUUUGUAGACGUGGACGAGUGCAGCUCGGGCGUCCCCUGCGGUCCCCACGGACACUGCACCAACACCGAUGGCUCCUUCCGUUGCAGUUGCGAGCCUGGCUACCGGCUCCCACCGGGCGGGCGAUCCGGUCCUUGUUCAGACGUGAACGAGUGCCUGGAGGGAGAUUUUUGCUUCCCACGGGGAGUGUGUCUCAACACCGACGGCUCCUUCGCGUGCACGUGUGCUCCGGGUUACCAGGCUGGGCCCCGUGGGUCUUCCUGCAUCGACGUGGACGAGUGCCGGGAUGAAAGCCUGUGCCAGGGAGGCCUUUGCACCAACACCGAUGGCUCUUUUGAGUGCGCCUGUCCUCCAGGAUACCGCGCCAGUGCUGACCUGACGUCCUGCAGCGAUGUGGACGAGUGUCGUGAAGGAGGGUCGGCCCUGUGUGGGACCCAGCGCUGCGAGAACUCCCCAGGUUCCUACCGCUGCGUCCGUGACUGUGACCCGGGUUACCACGCGGGUCCCGAAGGCAACUGUGAUGAUGUAGACGAAUGCAGAGAAUACGGGCAGGCUCUUUGUGGGGCCCAGCGUUGUGAGAACACCCCGGGAUCCUAUCGUUGUUCCCCCUUCUGCGACCCGGGCUACCAGCCCACGCACCAGCGGUGGGCUUGCCAAGAUGUGGACGAAUGUCGGAACCGAACCUUCUGUGGGGCCCACGCCAUGUGUCAGAAUUUGCCAGGUUCCUUCCAGUGUCUGUGUGACCAGGGCUAUGAGGGAACCAGGGAUGGGCGCCACUGUGGUGAUGUCAACGAGUGUGAGACCCUCAGGGGGGUGUGUGCCGCACUGUGUGAGAAUGUGGAAGGCUCCUUCCUCUGUGUCUGCCCCACCAGCCCUGAUGAAUUUGACCCCAUGACUGGACGCUGUGUUCCCCCAAGACCUCCUGCUGUGCUAUUCCCAGGGUCGGGUCCUCAGCUGCCCUCCAGCCCAGGGCUCCCUGCCCGUCCUCCACCUCCACCUGCUCCUCCUCGUCGGCCCGCUGGGCCGAGGCCUGGCCCUGGCCCCUGGGUUAGCGAUGGGCGAAGGGAGUGUUAUUAUGACAGGGGCCCUGAUGCCUGUGACAACAUCCUGGCGCGGAACGUCACCUGGCAGGACUGCUGUUGUACUGUGGGCGAAGGCUGGGGUCAUGGCUGCCGCAUCCAGCAGUGUCCGGGCCCUGAGACAGCGGAAUACCAGUCUCUGUGCCCACAUGGCCGGGGUUACCUUUCCCCCCCAGGAGAGCCCAGCGUCCGGAGAGAUGUGGAUGAGUGCCUUUUGUUCGGGGACCAGGUGUGCAAGAGUGGGGUAUGUGUGAACACGGCCCCCGGCUACUCCUGUUACUGCAGUAAUGGCUACUACUACCACACCCAAAGACUGGAGUGUAUAGACAAUGAUGAGUGUUCCGACGAGGAAGAAGCAUGUGAAGGUGGCCAAUGUGUCAACACGAUCGGCUCUUAUCACUGUACCUGUUCCCCUCCAUUGGUGCUGGAUGGCUCCCGGCGCCGCUGUGUGACCAAUGACAGUCAGAGUUUGGGUAACCAAUGACACCUGGCUGUGUGCUGGCAGGAGGUGGGGCCGGACCUGGUGUGUAGCCGCCCUCGACUGGACCGUCAGGCCACAUACACAGAGUGCUGCUGCCUUUAUGGGGAGGCUUGGAGCAUGGACUGUGCUCUGUGCCCAGCCAGAGACUCAGAUGACUUUGAGGCACUGUGCAACGUCCUUCGUCCACCAGCCUACGGCCCAGCCCGCCCCGGAGGCUUUGGGAUCCCCUACGAAUAUGGACCAGACUUUGGACCGGGCUAUGGGGGUCUCCCCUAUGGACCAGAGCUGUACCCACCCCCACCCCCACCAGUCCCUGCUGGGCUAUGACCUUACCCACCUCCUCCAGGGGCCCUGCCUUUCCCUGGCCCAGGUAGUCCCUAUGGCCCACCACCCUUUGAGGUGCCUGACUUUGACUCGGUUGCUGCCGGGGCCUACAGGGAGCCUAGGCCGCCCACCCCUGGAUUCUACCCACCGCUGGCGCUAUCGACCCGGGACACCGGUGGCUCCUUCCCAGAGCCUGAGGAGGAAGAGGAAGAGGAGACUGGAGCACCCUAUGCUGCUUCCCAGUAUGAGCCCUUCGAGGGGCUGCAGGCUGAGGAGUGUGGCAUCUUGGACGGCUGGAACAACGGGCGCUGCAUCAGUGUCCCCGAGGGCUACACCUGUGACUGUUUUGAUGGCUACCGGCUAGAUAUGACCCGCAUGGCCUGCGUGGAUAUCAAUGAGUGUGAAGAGUCGGGAGAUCGGACCUCACUGUGUGUGAACGGGAGGUCUCACUCUGACGGCUCCUUCCGAUGCCUUUGCCGGGCUGGCUACAUACUGUCCCAUCAGCCUCACCGUGUGUCCCCUGCCCGCCCCCAGGCCUGAGCCGGCUCAUCCCACCUGCCGAGGACCUGACUGGGCCAGAGAGGGCUUGUGGAAGGACGUAAACCCAAGCCCCAGAGAGCCUGCUCCAUCUGGCCCCGGCCAGCCCCAUCUACUGUAUCCCCCCUCCCCAUGACACUGCACACACGUGUCCCAUCCCGCACACACGCUUCGCCGCACUCCUCUGCUCAAAUGCACGGGACACAUGACUGGAUGGAGAGGUGGGCAGGGGGACAGACAGAUACCACUCCAGACACAUGCCCUCCACCUCAGCCCAGGGCCAGCAGAAUCCUCUUCCCUGCAAAGGAACUGUGAGGCCUAGAGGCAUGAGUACCUGGGUCCUGGCUUCUCCCCUCCCCUCCCCUUCCUUUCCCUGACCGCCCCCAACCCUGUUUUCAAUAAAGUUUCUUUUUCUA
Molecule: messenger RNA, 6539 nt
Organism: Dromiciops gliroides (monito del monte)
Lineage: Eukaryota; Metazoa; Chordata; Mammalia; Microbiotheria; Microbiotheriidae
Gene: LTBP4
Product: latent transforming growth factor beta binding protein 4
Molecular function (GO): calcium ion binding
Source: RefSeq, a predicted model, not a curated record